Chanos chanos (milkfish) is the source of this 3622-nucleotide messenger RNA. RefSeq names its product v-crk avian sarcoma virus CT10 oncogene homolog-like (gene crkl). Gene Ontology annotation, biological process: positive regulation of ERK1 and ERK2 cascade; cell migration; enzyme-linked receptor protein signaling pathway. Lineage: Eukaryota; Metazoa; Chordata; Actinopteri; Gonorynchiformes; Chanidae. Gene Ontology annotation, cellular component: cytoplasm. The coding region runs from base 854 to 1756 and encodes 300 amino acids. The record is from RefSeq and is a predicted model, not a curated record. Gene Ontology annotation, molecular function: signaling adaptor activity; receptor tyrosine kinase binding. The transcript has 3 exons.
CUCCCCUACAGAUUCGGAUGGUGAAAGGACCAUAGCCGACUAACCAACAAGGGAAAGAAAAAUAAAACAGAUUCAGCCACCUUCAUUUCGCCAGGUCAGAACUUAGAGACGCGUGUAACCAAAGAAUAUCCACUGUCGGACACUUUUGGAAUACAGUACAGAGACUCGUACACUUGCAAGUGAAUUCAUUUUUGUGUGGAGACGUGUUGAAGGCCGCCAUUUUUGUUACUGCCUUUCAAGUCUGUCGGGAGUCAAGAAAGGGAGAAGAACUCUAGAUUUAAUUUCUUGCUGUAAAAUAUUUCAAAUUUAUUUUCGAUGGAAGUUCUGAGAGUAGAUCAUAUUGUAUCGACAUGACGACAGGUUUAUUGACAUAAAAUGGCGACCUCUCCUGUAGCGUGAACUGACAGUGCCUGGAGUCGGCUAGCUAUCGUUACAUUGUUUCAUAAGCUAGCUAGCUACUUUCUCGGAAUAGGGGACGGAAAGAGGAACUUUAAUUUGCUAAUUGUAACAUUUAGCUAACCAUCUGACUUGCACUUUUAUUGUGUGCUUUCGUGCUAAAGAGAUUGUAAAGCCUGUAGCUAGGUCGUUUAUUGAUGAAAACAUAUAAUGCAUCAUAGUUGGUACAUGCUAGUUGCAGCCUGUGUCUGAAACGUCAGGUUGCGUUGCAGUCGCCACUUGGAUAAAACGUUAGCUUAAGUUGUUGUCUGGAUAUUUUUGUCAGUAUCUAGCUAACACUAGUUACCCAAACCUGCAACAUUUUUUGAUUUUGUUGCAUUAUUAAUUUAUUGUUCAUUAACAGAUAGUUUGUAAUAUUUUAUUUUACCUCGUAUAGUUUAUUUAUUUCAAGUUAAACAUGUCAUCUGCACGGUUCGAUUCAUCCGAUCGGGCCAGUUGGUAUUUCGGACCGGUAUCGAGACAGGAGGCUCAAAAUAGGUUACAGGGACAGAGACAUGGGAUGUUUCUAGUACGGGAUUCAGCGACUUGCCCCGGUGAUUAUGUAUUAUCGGUGUCUGAAAAUACCAAAGUGUCUCAUUAUAUCAUCAACUCUUUGCCGAGUAAGAGAUUUAAGAUCGGCGACCAGGAGUUUGAGCAUCUACCCGCGCUUUUGGAGUUCUACAAAAUUCAUUACUUGGACACAACUACCUUGAUAGAACCUGCCCCCAGGUAUCCCAACAGUAGCGGCCCCAUCCCCACCGGAGGGCAGGACGAGAACCAGGAGUAUGUGCGGACUCUGUACGACUUCACAGGUAGCGAUGCAGAGGACCUUCCUUUCAAGAAGGGGGAAAUCUUGAUCAUCCUGGACAAACCUGAAGAGCAGUGGUGGAGCGCUAAGAACAAGGAGGGGCGUGUAGGCAUGAUCCCCGUACCCUAUGUGGAAAAGCUGGUGCGGCCCUCUCCUCACCCCGGUCAGUCAACUGUCGGCGGACGCAACUCGAACAGCUACGGCAUCCCUGAGCCAGCUCACGCCUACGCCCAGCCUCAGACGCCAUCGCCGCUGCCCCCUGGCACGACUGGCGCGGUCAUCAACCCGCUGCAUUCAGUGCAGAAUGGCCCAGUCAUGGCUAAGGCCAUCCAGAAACGGGUGCCCUGUGCUUAUGACAAGACUGCUUUAGCACUGGAGGUGGGUGACAUUGUGAAAGUGACACGGAUGAACAUAAGCGGUCAGUGGGAAGGAGAGGUGAAUGGACGAAGAGGUCUGUUUCCCUUCACCCAUGUCAAAAUAAUGGACCCCCAGAACCCUGACGAAAGUGAAUGACCUGGGCCUUGCUUUGUCACCACUCUUUAUCAACCUGCUGGCUGCCCCACUUUAUCACAUUUGGUGUUGUGCUUGCCUGCCUGGGGAUUUUCACAGCAGCAGCAGCAGCAGCGCCUCUCAAGCAAAACCAUUGCGCAGCUUCUGACUGUUUAAAGCUCCAAAAUGAAACAGCUCCUAAUCCCCUGCCCGGUUACAGGCGAGUCAGUGGUUUUUUUUUUUGUCUGCCCUUAGUGUCCUCUUAUGUCCAUGCCAUUGGCCAUCUGCCCCUGUGCCAAGCUGAGGUGUGAGUCCUGUGGCUCCGUCUCUGAGUUGCCUAGUCUUUCUUGUGCCACCCCUCAAUUACUUUGCCUCUUUCAAGCUAUCUGUCACUGUGUGCAAGCCAAACCUCUCUGGUUAGUAAAACAGAAAGGGAAUAGAAAUCCACAGAGAUUGCAAGCUGAUUAUAGAUACGGUUUGCCAACCCCUUACCUCUGUGGGCCAAAUCAUAUUUUUUUGCGCUUUCUUUCUAAUCUUUCUUUCUCUCUCUCUCUCUCUCUCUCUCUCUCUCUCUAUUGCGCUUUCUCGCUCUCACUCACUCUCAUGCCCUUUGUCUGUGCUCUUCAUGUCUAACCAUAGUGAAACUGCUUGUGUGUGAGUGUGAGGUACAGGACUCUGACUGGAAAUCAGCAUGAGACUUUGGCAGCUGCUGUGAGAGCACAGCACAUUGUAAGGAGCCUUAUGGAAUAUUAUUCUCGCGUCACUCACAGAUUUGUACACUAGAAGCAGCCUAGCUACUGAGAUCAAAGUUAUUUGACAGCAAGUAGAAUACGAGGACUGAAAGUCCGCAGUGAGUCUGUCUGUCUUUUUUUUUUUUUUUUUUUCUCCUCGGGUUCAUACGCCAUUAACAUCAAUUGCGAUGUGACUGGAUUGUUUUUGUCUCUGAAGAAUUGACCCUUGAUGAUCUUAACUAAGGUGACACUUGAACCCUGUUGAGAUUGUUGUGAGGAAUAAACAGAAAAAAGAACUCCAUUCAUGACUUUUGGUACAGACUGCAAUAUUCGCACAAGCAGUCAUGAGGUAAUUCAUACAACUCUGGAUUCAGUGUCUAACUAAGCACGUUUUUCUGCCUUGCCUCUUUGUCCGUUGUCUGAGAACUGUGGAUGACUUGAUUUGUCAUUAGCUGAUAUAGUACAGUACAGUGCCAUAUCUCUGCUAAACAGAUUACCAAGAGUGAUCCCUUUUGCCCUGAGCUUUCUAUUCUGUAGAGCAAGAACAUCAUUAUUCUUGUUUUUUUUUCCAAAUGUAACUUUUUUUUUUCCCCCUUUUUUGUAGCCAGCUGUUGAAUCAAGCAUUCACUGUGUGUUGAAAUAAACUGUUGUAAAAACUUUGACCUAAGGUGACUUUCUUAAAAAACAAAACUAAAAAAAAAAGGAAAAAGGGAUACAAUACCUGCUGGUGGCCUCUGCAUGAAUUUUUGGACUUAAGGUUUUUUUCCUCUAGGUUCAAUGCUGCUUUCUGUCACAUCUUACUUCUCCUCUAGACCUGUAUUUGAAUUGGUUUACCAGUUACAUCAGUGAAAAUGAAUUCACAUGCAAGUUUUUGGUUUUCCACCCAACAUCAAUUUAGGCUAAACUUUCUUAUUAAGCAAUACACCGAUCCAUAUAAUCUUUUAAAAGUGCUCAGAUAAUUUAAGUUUUUCAAAACUGCUUCAGUUUUUUUUUUAAUGGCAUUAACAGUAUUACUUUGCUAUUGUUUUACUUUAGAAAGCAUCUACGUGGUCUUAGGUGAGAAUGAAAAAUUGUGCCUUUUUAUUUUCUUAUACCAUUUACAUGUGUUAAAUUUUCAUGGUUAACCCCCUUGCUGGUAUGACCCCUUAUGUACAUAACA